UCUUUUUCGGGGGUGAUCCGUGAGCUUCUUCUCGACAGAAAGAGGUGACUCUGGACCGAUCUUCAAAUCGGAGCGGUGAGGGAGUGAUUAGUAAUUUGAUGAGAAUUGCUCGUAGAGGCGCAGCUCCAUUUUCUUUUAAAUGCCACCUCCUUGGCCGCUCUAUAGAGAAACAGAAUUCGCCAUUUUAAUAACUUCACAGAAGAGGAACCGAGGAAGACGAAGACUCUCUCUCUCUCUCUCUCUCUCUCUGCGCUGUCGUCUGAAGAAGAAGAAGAUAAUCGUAGAGAGCUCGAAAGGCUUUCUGGGACUGGUGCACGGUCGACAUGGGCCGUCGUGAGUUGUUCGCUGCGUUCGAUGCGGCCGUCCGGAUGAGACUGAAGAAUGGGAACGGGAUUCGUCAAUCGAGUCUCGUCGCCGAAAGGUUUCUGCUCCGUCAUUUGGGUCAGCUUCGAAGCGGGUGCGCAAUCGGUGCCCUGCAGCUGCACCGCGAUGUCGUCUUCGGUGAAUGUCCGAAAUCUCUCGGCUUGACUGGAAAUGUGUCGGGAGGAUUCGCCGUGGUUCGUGGGUUGCAAGCAAGUUCUCUCCUUUUGGGGCGGAACGUCUGUACCUCGGCUCGCCCGGUUAGAGGAACUACUUCGGAUGAAUCUCGAGUGGAUAGAGAUUUCUUUGUACGGCAAUGGGUGGCGGAUAAGAAGAAAAUGAAAAACCUUCGAGACAAAGGAAGAGCGAGAUUGGUGAAGCAGGAGAGUUAUGGUCAAGUAGCUUACGGCGCCGAUAGAGAUGCAUCGGAAAGGUCGUCGUUGGGCGAUACAGAACCGGGCUCUGGCGGAACGGUUCUAAAGCAACCGCCUACCAGCCAAGCUGUUACUGGCUAUCUGAAACCUGCAUCACCAGAGGAGGCCUAUGUUGCACCUCUUCUUGCCAGGUCCAAUUUGCUGAUUACGAGGGAUAUAGAGUGGGCCAACCUUGUAUUCGGCUUUGAGCAGGAGAAUCGAUAUGCAAUUGUGGAUGUUUGUUACCCUCAGUCGCCUGUAGGUUUUAUACGCGAACAAAGCAACGUCCUUGCCAGACAGUUUCUUCGCACAAGGCGCCCUUUCGUUGCAUACAUAACUGAUGCCAUGGGCAAAGAGCUCUUCAGGGUCCGCCGGCCUUUCUGGUGGAUUACCAGCUCUAUUUAUGCAGAGGUUAAUGGUAAGGAAGUUGGUGUGGUUCACAGACGAUGGCAUCUAUGGAGGAGGGUUUAUGAUUUGUAUCUAGGGAACAAGCAAUUUGCAGUGGUGGAAAAUCCUGGCUUUUGGAAUUGGACAUUUACUUUGAAGGACAUAGAUGGGCAAGUAUUGGCUCAAGUAGAUCGUGAUUGGAGGGGUUUCGGUUUCGAGAUAUUUACUGAUGCUGGUCAGUAUGUCAUCCGCUUUGGAAGUUCUGAUCCUAUCUCUAAGACUGGCCCAGCUAGUGUGGUAGAGGAGUUGGAAGUUGCUCGGCCUUUGACCCUCUCAGAAAGAGCCGUGGCAGUUGCUCUUGCUAUUUCACUGGAUAAUGAUUAUUUCUCUAGGCAUGGUGGAUGGGCAAUUCCUUUUGUUGUUGUUGGCGAGUAAAUAUGUGUCCGCACUGAAGCCCCCAUUACAUAACUUUUUUCUAAGGGACGAUGCAACUCGUAAGCUCUUGGAGUAAUGCAUAUGCUUAGUCAAUGGGCGAGCUAAGAGAGAACAAAGAAUGAGUCUCAUGUUUGAUGUUAAACAGAUGCGAUCAUGUGCGAGAACAGUUUGAAGGAGGUUCGUGCAACCGAAAGCGAAGGCACUGGAGAAAAAUGUGCAAAGAGGGAUAGAGUUGGAUGGGAGCAGCGAACAAGCUCUCAAAUCUUAAAUUGUGGGCAGCGAACGUGACUGUUCCUGUUUUGAUACCGAUGCGAGCUCAUAAAGUAAAAUUAAAGCUCCAAUUGUUUUGUGAAAAAAUUUAACAUUUUUCAGUAAUGUUCUUCAAGAAGUCAUUUUCCAGGGAAAAGAUUAUUUUCUGGUACUUGACUGAAAUAUGAUAAUGAACUGAAAAUUAUUUUUUGUUGUUUGGAAAGAAAA
Molecule: messenger RNA, 2072 nt
Organism: Eucalyptus grandis
Lineage: Eukaryota; Viridiplantae; Streptophyta; Magnoliopsida; Myrtales; Myrtaceae
Product: phospholipid scramblase family protein C343.06c
Exons: 12
Coding region: 324-1595 (423 amino acids)
Biological process (GO): plasma membrane phospholipid scrambling
Cellular component (GO): plasma membrane
Molecular function (GO): phospholipid scramblase activity
Source: RefSeq, a predicted model, not a curated record